UAUCAAAACUCGAAACGUCAGCUGUCAUUUUUCCACCCAGUGGACUGUGUUGUGUAGCCUGACGCAACACUCGCUCACACUCAUCCAACAGACUACAGGGCAGCCAUGCAGAGAUGCGUGUAUUAUAUACUCUAUCUGGCCACAGCAGAACUGGUCUCUGGAAUUACUAGUGAAACCUCGGAGGGAUGUCCAGAUCACGUAUUGAUCAUACAUGACAACCUGACAGAGGUCCUGUCAACAAAUGUCAGUUCGUUGAAUUUCACAUGUCCUAUCAGGAAUCUUACGGAGAACAGAAAAUUAUUUCUGUAUGUUGACGUCGGAAAAAUGGUGAGCUCAGGGGAUUCCACGUGUAACUUUACGGUUUGGAGAAAUCAAAAUUCAGACGUGAUCCUUUUUGAUGCUGAAAUGGUUGAUCGAUUCAACUUAAGUAUUCUUAAAAAUGGAUCUGCAAGACCUUCCCAGUUGAAUAAUACCUUUUACACCUGGAUAGCUGACUUUGACAUCCAGGAGAUCAAUCUCAGCACCAUGUGUGAUAAGGAAAAGUCCCUUUACAAUGAAACUACUUGUGCAGACAUAGUUGAUAAAACCAGCUACAUUCUGACUGUCACAUCCGAGGGGCUUGAGUCCUGCCAGACAUGUGACAACCCAGUGAAGAAGCCUGACAUGGAGCUCGAACUCGACAACGUGGGGGGGGGCUCUGGAGGGGUGAUCGAUGCAGCUGCUGCAGCAGGGGUCAUGAACAACCUGUCGUCCUUAUUGGAGAGAAUGGGCAACUCAACGACAGCAGCCCUCUCCAUGGGUGAGGUCAAAGGCCUACUGAGCAGACUGCCCAAAGAGCAGCCUAACAAGAUCAACUUUGGCUUCUCAUCCGAUAAGGACAUGAGCAUUGUGGACAGUGAGGACGCCCUGCAGAGAGAGUUCAGCAGGUCCGUACACGUGUCCAAGGAGGCUGUUGCCAUGGCAGUGAACAGAAGUGGUACAUUUGUUGGGGUUCUUGUCUUCCUGAACAUGGCUCAGGAUAAAUUAAAAAGCAAGGUUUUGAAUAAUGAGGUAGUCGGAAUCAAGAUGGGGGCUGAAAUCCACAACCUCACAGAUACCAUCGACAUUCACUACAGAGGCGUUAACCAGAAGGAGUGCAAUGCAAAGGAAUGUAAUUUCACUUGCAAUUCCUGGAAUGGUGAAGGGGAAGUCAACUGGACCACUGAUGGAUGUGAAACAGAGUUUCUCAACGACAGCAUCAAAUGCAACUGUACUCACUUGUCCUUCUUUGCUAUUUUAAUGUCACAAACGGACAAGAUAACCUCAGCAGACAUGAAAUCUCUGACGUACAUCUCCUACAUCGGCUCUGGCUUGUCCAUGUUCUUCUUGGGAGUCGCUCUCUUCAUGCAGUGUGCUAUGAGGUUAGCCAAGUCGAACUCGACCACCAAGAUCCUGCUGAACCUCUUCCUGUCCCUGUUCUUCUUAAACCUCACCUUCCUCCUGAACCAGACCAUCGCAGGCUUGAACAACCCAGCGUCCUGUGUGGUCAUGGCCGCGGCCAUGCACUACUUCAUGCUGUCCACAUUUACCUGGUUCUUUUUAGAGGCCCUCCACAUUUUCCUGCAGACGAAAGAUGUCAACACUGCUAUCAAAAGCUACCUGGUGAAGAUUUACAUUUCCGGAUGGGUUACUCCAGGUCUUGUUGUUGGCAUCCUCAUUAUCCUUAAUAAAUAUCAAAUGCAAAUCAUACAUGUAGAUGAUGGAAGCACGGUAAACAUGUGUUGGAUCCCUGAUGUCCAGGUUCACUAUGCAGUAAACAUUGGCUACUACACGUUGGUGUUUCUCUUCAACUUGGCCAUCUUCAUCUUCGUGGUGCAACAGAUUCAUCUCCAGAAGAAGUUCAAAGCCAAGGAGUUGAAAGGCUCCACGCCCACAAACACCUUCUCCAUCCUGGGCUUGUUCUCCAUGCUCGGCCUGUCCUGGGGCUUUGCUUUCUUCAGCUACGGCAAGAUGGCAAUCCCAUCUUACUACAUCUUCAGCAUCAUCAACUCCUUCCAAGGUUUUUUCCUUUUCAUUUAUUACUACAAGAACAGCCAAGGUUUUGAGGCCAAGCCAGUGUCUGUGUUCACCAGCAGUAGCACGGACAAGACAACAAACACCUAUGAUAUCAACUAGCAAUAGCUCUGUUCUGUACCAUACAUAAUGUUCUCCAGGGUAGGUAUGCGCUAUUGUAUCCAUUUAUCUGUAAAUCUGUCGGUUGUAAUGUAGAUCUGAAUGUAGAUUAGACCGAUGCCUUCAGUACCAUACUGCUUGUAUCAGAAAUCCAAUAAUCUACAAACAUAAUCAUAUUGUUGGUUUAUGUCAUUUUAGUUGCCUCUAUAUUAUGCUCCCAUGUUUUAUUGUCUCCAAAAGGGGGCACUAUCGCGUUUCUGCUUCUGAGCAUAGAUAGAAGUGUGUACCUGCUGCAGAGUCCUGCCUGCUAUUGAGGAUCUAACAUCCAGGAUGAGUUUAGCCACAAUAGGUGGUUACUUUGGAGACAGAGUGUCAGUUUGCUUAAACUUUUUAUGUUCAGUUUUACAUUUGAUUGAACUAUUAUUACUGGUGGCUGAGGUUAUGAAUAAAAAUUAAAUUGUUUCAGUAA
This is a messenger RNA of Osmerus eperlanus (European smelt), 2620 nucleotides long. Its product is annotated as adhesion G-protein coupled receptor G2-like. The record is from RefSeq and is a predicted model, not a curated record. Gene Ontology annotation, cellular component: plasma membrane. The transcript has 16 exons. Bases 106 to 2154 code for a protein of 682 amino acids. Lineage: Eukaryota; Metazoa; Chordata; Actinopteri; Osmeriformes; Osmeridae. Gene Ontology annotation, biological process: cell surface receptor signaling pathway; adenylate cyclase-activating G protein-coupled receptor signaling pathway. Gene Ontology annotation, molecular function: G protein-coupled receptor activity.